AUGAAUACCCCCAGUCGCAAAUCUCCACGUCCUGCACAUCACGCAAACAGCACUGCGACAGCAUUUGUCAACCCGUGGCCAUCAGCUGGGGCACCGACAUGGGGAGAGUUGGUCCAGUCCGGAUUUCCAUUAGGGCUGUACAAGGACGAACAUGUCCGACAUGAGAAGGCGCGGGAGCUGAAGGUCGUCAAACCAGACUGGGGAUUGGCCAGCCUGAAGGACAGCAACAUUGACAUGACCAGAUCGGUCGUUGGUACUUGGCUAGGCCAUGCAAGCGCCCUCGUUGAGAUCCCACCCAUCGACAACAUCGAACAAAAGAGCACCUGGCUCCUCUUUGAUCCUGUCUUCUCCAUGAGGGCGGGACCCACAGUGAACAGUGGCGUCGCACGAUUCAAAAAGGCUCCUUGCCAAGUCGAGGAUCUGCCUGGUUGUGAUGCCGUCUUCAUCUCCCACAAUCACUACGACCACCUCGACGCGCCUUCAAUUAGGGCGGUCGUACAGAAAUUCCCUCAAGCCAAGUUCUUUGUCAGUCUGGGUAUCAAGCAAUGGAUGUCUUCCAUGGGAGUUGCAACCGAACAGAUCUGUGAGAUGGACUGGUGGGACAGCCGGGAGUACUGCCCCGAAGACUUUGGCGUCGACACACGGCGAGCCUCGACAAACCAGAUAAACUUCAGAUUCACAUGCGUGCCUGCGCAACACAAUUCGGCACGGAGUCCCAUCGAUCAAGGCCGCACGCUAUGGUGUGGCUGGGUGGUGGAACGCUUCGUACGGACACAAGAUGAAUCGAGUGAAUCACACGCAACCAGGAAAGGCGCGGUCUAUCACGCCGGGGACACCGGCUAUCGGAGAACGUCGAGAUCGGAUGUUGUUUGUCCUGUCUUCCAGGAGAUCGGGAAGAGGUUCGGACCUUUCGAUCUAUCAUUCAUCCCAAUAUGGCGUGGCGGGACGCUCGGAUUCUUUUCUUCCUGGGGACUACGACUUUCACAUGAGGAUUUUCCGGCGGCUCACCAUGCCUCACCCGCAGAUGCGGUGGCGAUCCAUCUCGACGUGAAGUCGCGGAACACCAUCGGAAUCCAUUUUGGGACGUUCAUCGGUUCCGAGAACGAAUCCUACGAAGCUAUGAUAGAAUUCGCCCAGGCUUGUGAUCGGCAUGCUGUUGGAAGUCUGGACAGCCUGGCAGAUAACGAGCAUGGUCGUGCCGGAAUCCUGGAUAUUGGUGACAGCCUGGCCGUACAGACUUUGUGA
Messenger RNA from Cladophialophora yegresii CBS 114405, 1245 nucleotides. RefSeq lists its product as uncharacterized. Gene Ontology annotation, molecular function: N-acylphosphatidylethanolamine-specific phospholipase D activity; zinc ion binding. Gene Ontology annotation, cellular component: membrane-bounded organelle; cytoplasm. The transcript has a single exon. The coding region runs from base 1 to 1245 and encodes 414 amino acids. The record is from RefSeq and is a predicted model, not a curated record. Gene Ontology annotation, biological process: N-acylethanolamine metabolic process; N-acylphosphatidylethanolamine metabolic process. NCBI's taxonomy places the organism in Eukaryota, Fungi, Ascomycota, Eurotiomycetes, Chaetothyriales, Herpotrichiellaceae.